Molecule: messenger RNA, 4626 nt
Organism: Rhagoletis zephyria (snowberry fruit fly)
Lineage: Eukaryota; Metazoa; Arthropoda; Insecta; Diptera; Tephritidae
Source: RefSeq, a predicted model, not a curated record
AUGUUUGGCCAAGGUGCCACGACCAAUACGUUUGGUCAGCCUACGGCUUUCGGCGCAGCGACACCAGCUCCCUUCGGCGCGCUGAAUCCGCAACCUCAGCAAGGUUCUUUGUUUGGCCAAACAUCGGCUCCUACAAUGUUCGGAAUGAGCCAACCGAGCUCCUUAUUCGGAGUAUCAAACACUAGCCAAGCAAAUUCCUUUGGCGCUCAGCAACCUACUUCGACGUUUGGAAAUACAUCGUUGUUUGGCAAUGCUAACAGAGGAUUUGGCAUGACACCUGGAACAACAUUCUCAAACACAUUAGGAUCUUCAAUUAGCGUGCCAACUGGAACGACAGUCAAGUUUGCUCCACAAACAGGCACUGAUACGAUGAUGAAAAAUGGCCAUUCUCAAAGCACGAGCAUCAACAUUCGCUUACAGUGUAUCACUUGCAUGCGUGAAUACGAAUCGAAAUCACUUGAAGAGCUACGUUUCGAGGACUAUCAAGCUAACCGGAAAGGUGGUGGUGCACAGCAAAACACCUCACUUUUUGGUUCUAACGCUCUCGGCACUGGCCUCAACACUGGUCUGAGCACUGGUCUUAACACCGGUCUCAAUACUGGUCUCAAUACCGGUCUCAACACUGGCCUUAACACCGGCCUCGGCGCUGGUCUCAGCACGGGCAACAAUUUAUUUGGCAAUCCGAGUUCAACAAGUUCGACCUUUGGUUCUGCUUCUACUGGCAAUCUAUUCGGUCAAAAUAAAAGCACCUUUGGAGCGAUUGCGCCUACAACAACGUCAACAACAAAUAGCUUCUUUGGGACAAACAACAUGAAUGCCAACAAGCCUUCAACAUUGUUUGGUCAAAAUACUACCAAUACUUCAUUUGGCCAAUCCAACGCCUUUGGCGCAACAAACACUCCUGCCCCGUUUGGUGGACUUAACACUCAGCCGCAACAAGGAUCCCUUUUUACCCAACCUUCAACGAACUCCUUGUUUGGAAAUAAAAGCCAGUCAAACACCAUUUUUGGAGCAACCAAUAGCAAUCCAACCAACACAUUUGGAUCGAUCGCACCUACAACAACUACCACCAGUUUCUUUGGCUCCAACAAUCUUAACGCAAACAAGUCUACAUCUUUGUUUGGUCAAACUGCGCCUACAAAUACAUUUGGUCAGCCUAAUUCUUUUGGCAAUACAAAUACAUUUGGCGCGCUUAACACUCAACCUCAACAGCAGACUUCCCUCUUUGGCCAAACAUCGACAAACUCCAUGUUCGGGAUGAGUCAGCCUAGUUCUCUUUUUGGUGCAACGAACAACAACCAAACAAAUACCUUCGGAUCACUUGCGCCAUCAACCUCAACUACUAACUUCUUCGGUUCUAAUUUGAAUGCAAACAAACCAACACUGUUUAGCAAUCCCACUACAAAUACUUUUGGCCAAUCAAAUGCUUUUGGUUCUACAACUUCGGCACCAUUUGGCUCGUUAAAUACUCAGCCACAACAAGGCUCGCUCUUCGGUCAAACUUCUUCUUCUACAUUAUUUGCGACGAACCAGCAAAGUCCAAUUGAUUCUAGCAACAUUAUUACUCGCCUCCAGACUCUUCCAUACGGCUCUCCACAACUUUUGGUCGACAGCUCCAGCUCACCAGGAGGAAUUAAAACAAAGUUCACCACUGAUCCUAAAACCUUGAAUCAGUACAAAAUCAAUGCCAAGGCGCAAGCAGAAGUGAAGGUUCAACGAGUUCCAGCUGCAGGAAAGCCGACAACGUUGCUUUUUGAUGGCUUAGAUGACGAAAGUGCUGACAAUUUAAAGUGUGCGCAAGACAUCUUUUCGCCAAGGCCAAGCAUAAAGAAGUUAGUGUUGAACAAAAACAACCCUUCACUCUUCAAAAACACGUUCGUCAAAUCUCCACUUGCAAAAGAUAACGAAGCUCCUUUCGGCAACAAAGAGAACCGCUCUCCUGAAGUGGUCACGACUACUAUUCCAAAGCAAGUUCCAGUUCUUGACAAUACCAUUGAAGUGAUCUACAAGCUAUCGAACGAAGGCGCCAGGCAGGAUGCCAACAACUCGACUGGAUCUUCAGCUGAAAAGUCCUUUACCUUUGAGCCACUGAAUUCAACUGUCACUGAAGAGGUUGUUGUUGUGAACAACUAUAUUCCAAAGUGUGGAAUCAUUUUGAACCGGACAGACUACUACACUAUUCCAUCAAUCGAGCAGUGUGACGCCUUCUACGAUGCUGAGAGUGACAGCUGCAUCGUGGACAGCUUUACCGUGGGUCGUGUCGACUACGGCUCAAUCUUUUGGAAAGGGCCGUUGAACGUUAAAGGCAUUAACUUGGAUGAAAUUGUUCACAUUCGUCGUAAAGAGGUCAUUGUGUAUCCUGAUGAUGAAGCAAAGCCGCCGGUCGGUGAAGGCUUGAACCGACCUGCUCAAAUUACACUUGAUCAGGUCUGGCCAAUCGACAAAACGACCCGGGAGUUUAUCAAAGACGUUCAACGUUUACGAGCCAUGAAGUACGCCGAUAAAGUGGAAGCAGCCACUAUCAAAUUAGACGCCAUAUUUAAAGAAUAUCGACCAGACACUGGCUCUUGGGUUUUCACGGUAAAGCACUUCAGCAAAUAUGGAUUGGAUGCUGAUGACGAGGACAUUGACAUGGAUCAGCAGCCGCAACAGCAACAACAACAACAGCAGCAACAACAGCAACCCGCAAAGAUCAACCAAAAUGGUUUUCAAAAUGGCAACAUCCCUACCAGUAAGUCGACCAAUGAAAACUACAAUCAUUUAAUUAGCGCUUCAGUUGAACUAUUUCCAAAAGGUCAGAAUUUUUUACCAAAUGGCUUUGGAGGUCCUUUGCCUAAGUUUGGCGGCGAUAUGCAGAUCCCAUCGCGCGACCUACCCAGCAAUUACAUCUACGGCACUAUUCACGAAGAUGAUCUUGAAGAUGAUAAUAAUGUCGAAAUUGAUCCGACUCAAGCGAAGGUGAAUAAUGNUGCAAAGAUCAACCAAAAUGGUUUUCAAAAUGGCAACAUUUCUACCAGUAAGUCGACCAAUGAAAGCUACAAUCAUUUAAUUAGCGCUUCAGUUGAACUAUUUCCAAAAGGUCAGAAUUUUUUACCAAAUGGCUUUGGAGGUCCUUUGCCUAAGUUUGGCGGCGAUAUGCAGAUCCCAUCGCGCGACCUACCCAGCAAUUACAUCUACGGCACUAUUCACGAAGAUGAUCUUGAAGAUGAUAAUAAUGUCGAAAUUGAUCCGACUCAAGCGAAGGUGAAUAAUGAGCUCAGCCUCAUGAGGUCUGCCUUUUUCCUAGAGCAGGACGAAGAGGUUGACACUGUUACAAAGAAAUGCAAAAAUAUGUCGUUCACGAAAAGCACCACUUCUCAUCAAAUCAUUCCGUCGCUCUUUCCAAGCAAGUUCAAAUCUACUAUUCCUAAGCGGCGAAAGCUGGAAUUUGAGGCUGUUCCUUCAAAGAAUAAGGCCAACAUUUAUUCUGUUAGUUAUGCCACCUUCCCUAGAGUCAACUUUUUUAACGGAUCCAAUCAAUUCUGCAUUGUGUAUGGCGGCCAGGUGCUCGUUUUCAAAGCAAACUUUCUUGAUUCCGGCAAAGAGAAGGACGACGAACGAAAGAUGCAGGAACAUCUCACUCUAAAUUCCGAAUUGAUUUCAUCACACAAUCCUCGAUUCCCGCCAAUGGUUAAAACCAACAAGUUUAGUCUAAUUGUUGGCGCUGAUGUUCAUCUUAACUCGCUCAUUGAAGCGCUGUACGGCGAACUUAGUGAAACACUGGACUUUUGUCGGUACCAGGAGCGAAUUCGCCGCAUUGUAAACUGGCUGUUCACCUACAACAAAACACUUCCAGUGCCAGAGAAAACAUUUGCACGCAUCAUGCACUUUCUCACCACCAAUGAACUUGAAUUUGCCGUCACAGAGUCUGUCAACUCUAAGCAACCUCGACUUUCUUACCUCCUUGCGUCUGGUCAAUAUGUAAAGAAGUAUCUCAUCAUGUCACAGCUCGACCACUGGAAGCGAAGCGAGUCAGACGCCUUUAUUGAGCAUGACUUACUAAAGCUGUACAUUCUGCUCUCCGGACAAUCAAACUGGACUUUGAGCACAGGCCAAACAGUGGAAGUUUUUGAAGGUCUCGAAUGGACACAGCAGCUCAUUCUCCUGUUGCUUUACAAAGAUUUGGACGUGAGCGAUUCUGAGGUGUUUGAAACAAAUCUCGUCAAGUCGGCAAUCUCUCUGCUAACAGUGAAGCCGAAUUGCGUCGAGUACCAUUUAUUGGCGCAGAGUGAUCCCUGGGUGGCCAUUUCAGCAUGCCCUGGUUUACUUGACUCGUGGUUCUUGCACGAGUCACUUUGCAGCUUCAAUGUGAUUGCAGACGAUUUAUUCAACAACAAAAGUGACUCCAUCCACCUACACUUGGCCUCACAAGCUAAAGACUUGCGGUGGGCUGUGUUCUUUGCUCUUCAUAUUCGCAACGAUUUUACACGCUCUCAUUUUGUGAUUGAUCUUCUCGUUCGCAACUCGACGCAGCUGACUGAUUCCGAUGUGAAAACGUUCUUGGUGGACAAACUCUCUGUCGACAAGCAGUUGAUAUCGGAAGCCAAGUUGCUGUUUAGAGGUUGCCCUAAAGCUGCCCGGUUGUGA